UUGUAUAUUACAAUGCAUUAUAUAUUAUUGCCUGCCACCACGACCUAGGUGCUACUGUUUCUCAUAACAGUUAGUGUUUACCAGUUCUAUUAGCACUAGCUAGUAAUACUCAAGUUGUUCGUCAUGGAAGAAACCAACUUGUCAAAAACGAUCACUCUCCGUCCAUUUAGGCUAUCCGACGCUGAUGAUCUCAUCACAUACGGGGGCGAUGAGCAAGUGACGCGUGUCCUCCGCGGCUGGAAGACGUUGACAACCAGAGAUGAGGCGUUGACUUUCAUAAAGGAUGUUUGCAUCCCCCACCCUUGGCGCCGGUCAAUAUGCAUGGAUGACCGUUCUAUCGGGUUCGUGAGCAUGUAUCCAGGAUCAGGCAAUGAUAGCUACAGGGCAGACAUGGGGUAUGCUAUAGCUGCAAAGUACUGGGGCCAAGGGAUAACCACCAAGGCAGUUAAGAUGGCCCUGUCUCAAGUUUUCAAAGACUACCCUGAUUUGGUGAGGCUGCAGUCUUUUGUGGAUGUAGAGAAUAAGGCCUGCCAGAGAGUUUUAGAGAAAGCUGGGUUUCAGAGGGAGGGUGUGUUGAGGAAAUAUCUUUAUUUUAAGGGAAGUAUUAAGGAUAUGGUUGUCUAUAGUUUUCUCUCAACAGAUUAGAUUAAUUAGCCUAAUGAUCCCAGAGUCAAGGCAAUGGAAUAAUUGGCCUUGUAUGCUAAAUGCCUCUACAUUUUACAUUUACAAUAAUGUCCUUUUCAAAAAUAUGUUUGUUAUGAUUUGCCCUUUUUUC
Molecule: messenger RNA, 775 nt
Organism: Prunus avium (sweet cherry)
Lineage: Eukaryota; Viridiplantae; Streptophyta; Magnoliopsida; Rosales; Rosaceae
Source: RefSeq, a predicted model, not a curated record